Molecule: messenger RNA, 3936 nt
Organism: Aphanomyces astaci
Lineage: Eukaryota; Oomycota; Saprolegniomycetes; Saprolegniales; Verrucalvaceae
Exons: 4
Coding region: 1-3936 (1311 amino acids)
Source: RefSeq, a predicted model, not a curated record
AUGUUCACGGACAUGAACGGCGAGUUGCAGUCGGACCUUCUGUCUCGGGAGGAACUACGGUCGGAACGAAAAGUUCUCGAAGGGACGGCCGCCGAGCUCGUCAGUGCUCAGGCCGCGUUAGCUCAAGAACGGGUUCGGCUCGACGAGGCCAAACGGGGAUUUGCAGCCAAGGUGGCCGACGAGCGUGCCCUGUUUGACGAGGAGCGCCGAUCAUGCGAAUUUGGAGAGAUGAACAUCGCGAUGCAGGCGGAACGAUCGCGACUUCUGUCAGAACGGCUGGAACUGCUUCGCGUGCCGCCACCAACCCCGGACCAACCCAACGUCGUCCCCGCGUUGGAGUAUGAAACGGCGCAUCCUGUUCAACAACCUGGCUACUUGCAUGACUCGACGGUACAAGUACGGCGAGCCCCGUCUGGUGGUUCUUCGGUUUCUUCUACGGUCAUGGGCUCUGACUUCACGAUCGACCGGACUCCGGUCCUUGGUAUGCACCCCUCGAAAGGUUCAGUGACUGACAAAUUGGAUGCCAUCUUUGACACCUUGAAGACGAUGCAGACUCCGUUCCUUCCGACGAGUCAUACUAUACUGGUGUACAUGGCGGGAACGAGCACUUCAGUUAUGGAGCCGGCUCUGGCUUCGACGAUGGGAACGCACGCCCCGCUUCGUCCGGAGCCGUACCGGUCCGCACCUGCCCCUACGAGUGGCCGUGGCGAUGGCGGUGACGGGAACGAUCCGCGCCGAUUUGGAGAAGGCGCAUAUGGUUCGGGUGGACUCAGUGGGGGCGGCGGACCCGGAGGGAAUGGUGGUGAUGGCGGUGGAGAUCCGGCUCCGUAUCCACGGUUUGGUGCGGACCCAUACUCCCGUCGGCCGGCGGAUCGACAUUCGUUGGUGGGCAACGCCCGCAAGCAAUCGCUUAAGCUCGAAAGUGUGGACAAGUUGCAAUUGGACCAUUUCUUGGGACAUCUCGACGACCUUCAGAUUGAGUUCGAGCUGACGGAUAUCGAGCUCAUACGCAUCUUUCAAUACAGCGUGGCCGAGUCGAAGAUCCGUACUGUCCAGGAUUGGUGGGCCCGUCGUCACCGCGAAGGCUCGAACCGGACUUGGCGCAGCACAAGAAGCGCAUUUUACAAGGAGUUUGUACAGAAGAGCAUGAGCGCGAAGAUGGCCGAAAUCACGCAGAACAGUAUCCGCAAGGCGAAAGAAACCGUCCGGGAAUACGCGUGGCGUAUCAACGAUGCCGCCCAAGAUCUCGAGUUGCGACAUUCUCAAGCGGUGCAGAUCUUCAUCGACGGUUGCAAGGAUCCUGGCGUGGCCUCGUGCAUCCGAGGGUCGGAGACGCGACCGGGUACGAUUCAGGAACUCAAUGACGCGAACGGACACGACGUUCCACGAUUUACGUCCUCGGCGACGCGGGUGAACCGUACGAACUCGACGGAGGCGACCAGCAAGUCCACAGAAGAGGCUAUGGCGGCGCUUCGGGCAGAUGUAGCCUCAAUGAUGCAAAACCAGUUGGUUUCAUUGACGAAUGUAGUGGCCAACAUCGCUCCGCGUCGUCCGUCGGGGAAUCAGCCGGUGGUGCCGAAUAUCCACAUGGAUCCCGACGAGACGACGACACAGUCGGGCCGUGUGCGGGGGAUCGCCGAUGCUACAACUACAAUGAGCCGGACCAUCUUCGUGUGGAGUGCCUACGGGGUGAGCCUUGAGCAGGCUCCGUUGGAAAGUCAGGACCAAUACGAGGACCAAUACGAGAAGUCGGUAGUCGACUCAGUUGCGUCAUCGGAAGCACGAGCGGUACGGGUGGACAUUCCUGUUCAAGGUGCGGCGUCGACAGCCGGCGGGUAUGCAUGUUUGCCGCAUUCGACCUUAGUAGAGUCGCAGGCCACGGGACGGGAAAAGCUGACGUUGCCGUCUGUGAACGACCCGUCGGUCCGCUGGGUCUUCACCCCUCACCAAAUUGAAGCAAUCGUCCGGUGCGACUUUCCAGGGAUCGUGGAAGGUCUUCACUCAGACAUGGAAGAUCGGAUGUUACCGUUGACCAAGGCAGACGUGGCGGACCAAGUACGGAAAAUCCGCGACCGACGCAAGAGUCCCACGCAUCGAGACAUUGCGGAGGUGAUCGUGCAAGCGAUUCAGAGGAAAUUGACAGACGAGGAUAUGCGACUAUUGGAAACUCCGGCGGAUGUGGACGAUCCGGCCAGAUGGCUUCGGUGGUUCGCGAGUGCCCUGGAGACGUGUGAAGAAGCUCGUCGGGCGGAUCGGAAUUUCAACGACAACCGAUCGGCAUUGGUGGCGACUACUUGGUGGGCCCGGAUUUACCGCAAAUACGUCCGUUCCACCGAAAUUCAUGGUGUUGGUCCGGUCGGCGAGUCCGAGUCUGGCCGUCUACACCUGGCGACUUCCGAGAUGUUCGAGAAAUCGGUCGUAGCAGCGGUCGGGUGUGAUGUCCGGUCCAGGAAGCGGGUGAAUUUCUAUGGGUGUGCCGAGUACUGUUUCGACUUAUUGGGGCUCACCGCAUCAAUCCCAUUAGUGGAUCUGGAAUCGACUCGGCGUCCAGAUGAGGUGUGGCGACUCAACUGGCAUUGCUUCGCGCCGCGUCGCGCGUUUCUGGAACUCGCGGUGGGUCAUAUAGUCCUCCAAGCCGAGGGGACACCUUUGCCACCUCGGGAAUUGGCGCGAACGCCCCGUCUGCCGGUGGGUUCGGUGGCUGCGGACUCUGUUCAGUUAAUUGGCAAGGCGGAGGUCUUUCACUCGGAUCCAUUUUGCGACACGGAACCGGUUUAUGAACCAAGUCCGGAAGACGAAGUAGCUCGAAGUCACCGCAACGCAUGGCGAAAUGACUCAACAUAUCAGCGGGACUUGUAUACUGUGACGAGUGUGGCGAGGGCCCAUCCGUCUAGACUGAUUUGCCAUCUCAGCAACGACAACGCGGUGCCACUGACGGUAGUGUCUGUGAACGGCGCCAAGAUGUCUGCCCUGAUCGAUACGGGUGCCUUGGUGUCCUUGUUGAGCGAACGGUGUUGGCUCAGUCUUGGGGCUCCCGCUUUGUGGCCUCGAAAGUCUGGGUUGGUUUCUGUGGAGAACCGAUCGCUGGCUACGUUGGGGCUGCGCCGCUUCGCCAUCGGGAUCGCGGGUCGCACCGAAGUUUUUCCCUGUUGGGUCAUGCCAGAUACAGUGGUCGACUGCGUUUUGGGCAUAUACUUUCUGCGGCGGUGUAAAGCGGUCAUUGAUUUAGAGACGAACGAGCUACGAAUCCCGCACACGUCGUACGUGAUCAAGCUUACACCAAUUGACGAGCAUCCGAAGAGUCAGGCUACGAUGGCGAUGGCUACGAGUGAUUCGCCGUUCUUGUCGGACUUGACCACGUUGGCCCUGACGAGUCCACUACGGAUCCGUCCUCGGCAGCGACGGAUGGUCAAGUGUUCGUUUUCCACGCCGAUACCUUGCGGUACCCACGUGUUGUCGGAAUCCCUCCCGGGUUUCCAAAUUCACUUGGCGCGAUCGCUUGGUGUGGCCUCCUCGAACAUGAUCUGGGUACAAGUGCAAAAUCCUAGCGAGGACACGAUCAGGAUCGGCUGUGGCACCUUGGUAGCAACUCUCCCACACGGGUAUGCGGAAGCGGGGGCGCCUAAACCGCCUGAGCCACCGCCUGAGCCACCGCCUGAUCGAGAUUUGCCGACACAUGAUCCGCCCCGGAGUUCGGAUUCGGUUGGGGAAGGACGGACAGUGUGGACACAACAAGCACACCCAAGGGUGAUAUGCCCGGUCCUGAUGAAAACUCCGGCGCCGACAACGGUCCUCAAAGAGAUACCAAUCAACUGGGAACGGUCUGACCUGAGUUUGGACCAACGAGAAGUGCUGCUCAAAGUGCUGCUGCAAUUUGACAUUUUUGUGACGGCAUCGAAAGCCCCUGGACGACGGAUCUGGUUAAGUGUCAUGUGA